This is a messenger RNA of Rosa chinensis, 1977 nucleotides long. Its product is annotated as sugar transport protein MST4. The transcript has 5 exons. Gene Ontology annotation, molecular function: monosaccharide transmembrane transporter activity. Gene Ontology annotation, biological process: monosaccharide transmembrane transport. NCBI's taxonomy places the organism in Eukaryota, Viridiplantae, Streptophyta, Magnoliopsida, Rosales, Rosaceae. Bases 238 to 1773 code for a protein of 511 amino acids. Gene Ontology annotation, cellular component: membrane. The record is from RefSeq and is a predicted model, not a curated record.
UAACAAGCAUGAAACUGCAUAGAAUUUGUUAGUGACCAACGUACAGAUCGAACUGACUAACUGAUCAUGUUCAUAUUCAGUUGCCUUGAUGUUGUCUACUAUUUAUGAACCCUCAAGCAAGCACCUCGAUCAUGUCACCGAGUUAGUCGAUUAUCAUCUUCUUCAGCUUUCAUUAGGUCGUAAGCCUAGUAAUUUGCAAGUCUUAAUAUUGUUACUCAGCUUCUGUAAGAAGAAAUCAUGGCAGGGGGUUUUGGAGCGGCAACAGGGGGCAAAGAAUUCGAAGCGAAGAUCACCACACUCGUGAUCAUUUCUUGCAUAAUGGCCGCUACUGGGGGCCUUAUGUUUGGCUACGAUGUUGGCAUUUCAGGGGGUGUUACAUCGAUGCCCGAAUUUCUGAAGGAGUUCUUUCCAGUUGUCUAUAAAAAUCAACAAAUUCCAGGACUUGCAGGAAAUUACUGCAAAUACGAUAAUCAAGGGCUGCAAUUGUUCACAUCUUCAUUGUAUCUUGCUGCUUUAAUAUCAACCUUCUUUGCGUCAUACACAACUAAAACACUAGGUCGAAAGAUUACCAUGUUGAUUGCUGGGAAUUUAUUUUUAGUUGGAACAGCAUUUAAUGCUGCAGCUGUGAACCUUCCAAUGCUUAUUGUUGGGAGGCUUUUACUUGGUUGUGGAGUUGGUUUUGCUAACCAGGCAAUUCCACUAUUUCUUUCUGAGAUUGCACCCACAAGAAUUCGUGGGGCACUCAAUAUACUCUUCCAGCUCAAUAUCACCAUUGGCAUUCUUGUUGCAAACUUGAUCAAUUACGGUACAGCGAAACUUGCACACGGAUAUGGAUGGAGAAUAUCGUUGGGUUUGGCUGGGAUUCCGGCACUUCUGUUAACCGUGGGGUCUCUUAUGGUGGUAGACACUCCUAACAGUUUGAUCGCACGAGGUAAAUUGGAGGAAGGAAAAGCAAUUCUUAGAAGGAUUCGUGGUGCUGAUAAUGUUGAUCCAGAAUACUCAGAAAUUGUUGAGGCAAGUCGUGCGGCCGCAGAAGUGAAAAAUCCUUUCCAAAAUCUCCUUAAGCGAAGGAAUAGGCCUACUCUGGUCAUUGCAAUUAUGAUGCAGAUCUUCCAACAAUUCACAGGCAUCAACGCUAUCAUGUUUUAUGCUCCAGUUUUGUUCCAGACCUUGGGAUUUAAGAGUGAUGCUUCCCUAUACUCAGCUGUUAUAACUGGACUAGUCAAUGUCCUCUCAACUCUUGUAUCAGUCGUCUUUGUGGAUAAAGCUGGUCGCCGAAUGCUUUUGAUCGAAGCUGGGGUUCAAAUGUUCCUUUCUCAAAUGGGAGUUGCAAUAGUGAUGGGACUCAAAGUUAAGGAUCAUUCAAACAACCUCGGACAUGGCUUGGGAGUUCUUGUGUUGGUUUUCGUAUGCAGCUUUGUGGCAUCAUUUGCAUGGUCGUGGGGACCUCUUGGGUGGUUGAUCCCUAGUGAGACAUUCGCCGUUGAAGCUCGCUCUGCUGGCCAAAGUGUGGCUGUUAGUACUAACAUGCUCUUCACAUUUGUCAUAGCACAGGCCUUCCUCUCAAUGCUGUGUCACAUGAAGUUUGGGAUAUUUAUUUUCUUCUCGGGUUGGGUCUUGGUCAUGACACUCUUUGCGAUCUUCUUUAUUCCUGAGACCAAGAAUAUCCCCAUUGAUGAGAUGAAUGAUCAAGUGUGGAAGAAACACUGGUAUUGGAAAAGAUACAUGGAUGACUUCCAAGAUGGACCAAAUGGAAAAUAUCCUCAAGUUUAAUACAUCGUAACUACUUGUGGCAGCUAUAAAGCGCAAAAAAUUCGUUAAUUAACUUCUAGGAAAUUCUUCAUUCAACUCAAGUCACUUCGCAGUGCAUGCUUGCUGCGUUUCGAAGGCUUUAUAAUACUUGUAGCUUGAUUUGACUGAUUAUUGUUUUUGAGUUUCAUUCUUUCUUCAGUUGGUUUCUAGUAUUUUCUACUCUCA